Messenger RNA from Penaeus vannamei (Pacific white shrimp), 2049 nucleotides. Lineage: Eukaryota; Metazoa; Arthropoda; Malacostraca; Decapoda; Penaeidae. The record is from RefSeq and is a predicted model, not a curated record.
AUGACUUACUCUAUGGCUGUGUAUAACGGCAAAGGAACAAACAAUACGCAGACCCAAAGACCCACACUCACACCCCGCAGACCCCCACAGACGCAGACCCAAAGACCCACACUCACACACCGAGACCCCACAGACGCAGACCCACCAGCACGACCCACAGAGACCCACCACCACACCCCCAAGCAGACCCCCACAGACGCAGACCCCCAUAAGACCCCACUCACACCACGCAACGCAGACCCAAGACCCCACACUCACACACCGCAGACCCCCACAGACGAGACACCAAAGACCCACACUCACAACGCCCCCGCACAGACGCAGACCCAAAGACCCACACUCACACACCGCAGACCCACAGACGCAGACCCAAGACCCACACUCACACACCCCGCAGACCCCCAAGACGCAGACCCAAAAGACCGCAGACCCCCACAGACGCAGACCCAAAGACCCACACCACACAACCCGCAGACCCCCACAGACGCAGACCCAAAGACCCACCGCAGACCCCCACAGACGCAGACCCAAAGACCCACACUCACACACCGCAGACCCCACAAGCAGACCCAAAGGACCCACACUCACUCUCCGCAGACCCCCACAGACGCAGACCCCCACACUCAGAGACCCACCGCAGACCCCAAGACCCACACUCACCACACCGCAGACCCCACAGACGCAGACCCAAAGACCCACACUCACACACCGCAGACCCCCACAGACGCGACCCAAAGACCCACACUCACGCUAGACCCCACAAACGCAGACCAAAAGACCCACACACACCCCGCAGACCCCCACAGACGCAGACCCCAAAGACACACUCACACCCGCCCAGACCCCCACAGACGCAGACCCAAAGACCCACACUCACACACCGCAGACCCCCACAGACGCCCCCAAAGACCCACACUCACCACAGACGCCCCCACAGAGACCCAAAGACCCACACUCACACCCGCAGACCCCCACAGACGCAGACCCAAAGACCCCACACUCACACCCCGCAGACCCCCACAGACGCAGACCCAAAGACCCACACUCACACCCCGCAGACCCCCACAGACGCAGACCCAAAGACCCACACUUCACACCCCGCAGACCCCCACAGACGCAGACCCAAGACCCACAUCACACCCCGCAGACCCACAGACGCAGACCCAAAGACCCACACUCACACCCCGCAGACCCCCACAGACGCCAGACCCAAAAGACCCACACUCACACCCGCAGACCCCACAGACGCAGACCCAAAGACCCACACUCACACCCCGCAGACCCCACAGACGCAGACCCCCACACUCACACCCCGCAGACCCACAGACGCAGACCCAAAGACCCACACUCACACACCGCAGACCCCACAGGACGCAGACCCAAAGACCCACACUCAUACCCGCAGACCCCCACAGACGCAGACCAAAGACCCACACUCACACCCCGCAGACCCCCCCCCCACAGACGCAGACCCAAAGACCCACACCACACCGCAGACCCCCACAGACGCAGACCCAAAGACCACACUCACACCCCGCAGACCCCCACAGACGCAGACCCAAAGACCCACACUACACCCCGCAGACCCCACAGACCAGACCCAAAGACCCACACUCACACCCCGCAGACCCCCACAGACGCAGACCCAAAGACCCACACUCACACCCCGCAGACCCCCACAGACGCAGACCCAAAGACCCACACUCACACCCGCAGACCCCCACAGACACAGACCCAAAGACCCACACUCACACCCCGCAGACCCCCACAGACAUCCCCAAUCCCCAGCCGCCCGAGCAAAACCGGAACACCUGCACGCGCGAGGUGGGCAUCUGCGGCUCCCCGCCCUUUGGCCUUUCAAACCGUGGUCCUCAAGCCCCGACGGCUGAAUACUUAUGCAGGAAGUUUAAAGAGAUUAGCUAUCUCCGUAAUCAGAUUCGGAAAGAUGAAACACAGCGAGAAACGGAAAUGGAAAAUGCCCUGGGACCAUUUCCAUCGAAAAUGCACCGGGGCUUUGGUGUACUGUCGAACUGCCUGCGUUCACAGUAA